Molecule: messenger RNA, 1624 nt
Organism: Pocillopora damicornis (cauliflower coral)
Lineage: Eukaryota; Metazoa; Cnidaria; Anthozoa; Scleractinia; Pocilloporidae
Biological process (GO): polyamine catabolic process
Molecular function (GO): oxidoreductase activity
Source: RefSeq, a predicted model, not a curated record
AUGAACAUUGCCUUAAGAGUCAUCCUAGUUCUGAGUUUGCUGUUUUUUGUGGACAGUUCAUCGUCUUCACCAUUGAAACAAAAAAAGACCAAAGUCCUUAUCCUUGGUGCCGGACUCUCCGGAAUCAGAGCAGCGAAGACGCUACUGGACAGAAACGUCACCGACAUUCUGAUUCUCGAGGGAGAGAACUACACGGGAGGCAGAAUACAUGCCUUGAAAUUUGCGAACUAUACGAUUGAAGCGGGAGCCAACUGGAUCCAUUUGGUAGAUGAUGACGAAACUAAACCUCAUGUAGAACGAAAAGACGCAAAAAAUAUUCGUGCAAUCACUUGCAACUACUCAGACAUUAUUGUGAGGGACGAUAAAGGCAAAGAUAUCACUGAUUUUGCAGUUCUCAAGGAGUUUAAUGAUAAAGUGGAGCACAAAAUUGAAGAUUACCAAAAUGAGAGGAGGCUAAAUAAACUUUCUGACAUGCCAGCGCGUGUUGGUUUUCAGCUGAUGGGAUGGAAAGGAAAACGACCCAUAGAAAGAGCCAUUGAAUAUCUGAAUGUGGAUUUUGAGUACGCCAAACCACCAGAAGAGUUUUCUUUCUACAAUUUGUUUGAGCGUGGAAAGGAUUUUUUCGUUACUGACGAGCGCGGAUUGUGGACGUUGUAUGAAGACCUCUACAAGCCACUAGAAAAGAAAACUUUAUUGAACAAAACUGUCACAAAAAUCAAGCUGAACCCGGAUUCGGUUGAAGCUCAGACCUCCGAUGGUUGGAGUUACCAGGCAGAUUACGCUCUUUGUACAUUCAGCUCCGGAGUUCUGGCCAGCGACUUGGUUACUUUCGAGCCAGCCCUUCCUGAUUGGAAAAAAGAGGCCAUUUAUAAAAACCCAUUAUCGAUAUACACGAAAAUUUACCUGAAAUUUCCAAAAAAGUUCUGGGAUGAUCACGAAUAUAUUCUGUACGCUUCCAAAGAGCGCGGACGUUUCCCUGUGUGGCAGGACCUGUCAAGACCUGGGAUCUUUCCCGUUUCGAGUGGGAUGUUACUGAUUACUGUGACAGGGACUCAAGGACGAAGGAUUGAGGGGCAAUCAUUUGAUGAAACAAAGGCGGAGAUCAUGGGAAUGUUGAGAGAGAUCUACGGGAAUGGCAUCCCUGAAGCGACAGAUAUCUAUUAUCGGCGAUGGUCAAAGGAGCCGCUGACGCAAGGUGCAUAUGCAGAACCAGUGGUGGGUAUGACUUCUGAAGACUGGGAGAACAUUGGAAAAAACCUGGGACGUCUGUACUUUGCUGGCGAAGCGACGAGCGAAGACUGGUGCGGCUAUAUGCAAGGUGCUUACCUGACCGGUGACAAGAAAGGGAACAUGAUCGCUGAGAACAUCUCUCCAAGUGAAUCUUCCAGAAAACCGGGAAAACCAAAGAGUGAGGCAACCCCACCAAAGUGUCUUCAGUAGGAAUCUUGUUGCUCCCUCUUUGGUUUAUAAUCAUGUGGAAGUAAAACAAUUCAUCAAGCCGGCAAGAGAUUUGUUAUUAACCUUGAUAGCCCUAGAGCAGCCCUUAUUGACUGAUAGAGUGACAUAACUGUAACUUUGAUGAAACAUUCGUGUUGCAUAGAGGAACCACUAGAUGUAGUAGUGU